AUGGAGUACACAAUAAAUACCAAUGAACGCCCUCUCUUUGCCGAGGACUUUCCCAUUUUCGAAUUUCCCAUCUACCCAAAAGGUGACGAAGCUGGAUUACGAACAAAAAAUGAUCCGAAUGAUCCAUACCAACGGCAGUCAAUCAUUCAACGAAGAGGGCGAGUGGAUAUUCGCUGCGAGCACAAAGACGUUGCUCACGGAUACCUAUCCAAAGACUCCGACGACCUCUCCACUCUGAUCGUGAUUCAGUUUCGCUUUGACCCUAAUGGGAUCGCUGCACGGAUCAAAGAGGCCCACGCGACGAUCAAAUUUGCCGCCAUGAAAAAGGGAUCUCCAGACCCAGAGGUGAUAGACAUGUAUCCCAAUGGUGGCUUUUUUGUUGCGCCUACGGUGCAAGAUGAAAAUAUUACUCGAACAGUUGGGGCGACCAUGGGGGCCAAAGCAGGGGGUUUGGAAAUUCGAGGCCAGCUGAAACAUCAAAAGACAGUCAAUCGCAAUGCUCAGAAUUUCACUUUCGUGCGGGGAUCCAUCGAUGUUAUGCGGGCUUCCGGCAAGCCAAAUGCAGUUCGUUGGGACUCGAUUGAGAAUCCAACCACCAAGACUGGCGUGGUCUGGAGCCUGCAGGGCGCAAUCCUACUCAAGCGGGAGACUAUGGAGCCAUUCAAGGCAAUCGUCAGUCUCGACGUAUCUGUGGAUACCAUCAGUUCGAUCGACGCUCUGUUCACUAAGGACCGCGAAGAAGACGAUGUUUGGUAUGAUCCGAACAAGCCUCCUACUAACAGACUGCUUAAUUACGAUGUCGAUAAUCUGAGUUCUGUGGACUUAGGGUCUCUAUCAGAUGUCACAUUCCGUACAGUACUUGAGGGUGCUAUUAAACAAAGAUAG
Penicillium macrosclerotiorum is the source of this 885-nucleotide messenger RNA. RefSeq lists its product as uncharacterized. The record is from RefSeq and is a predicted model, not a curated record. Bases 1 to 885 code for a protein of 294 amino acids. The transcript has a single exon. Lineage: Eukaryota; Fungi; Ascomycota; Eurotiomycetes; Eurotiales; Aspergillaceae.